Lodderomyces oxycetoniae is the source of this 1458-nucleotide messenger RNA. It is a transcript of the gene BNA4, whose product is annotated as kynurenine 3-monooxygenase. Gene Ontology annotation, cellular component: mitochondrial outer membrane. The transcript has a single exon. Gene Ontology annotation, biological process: L-tryptophan catabolic process; quinolinate biosynthetic process. Bases 1 to 1458 code for a protein of 485 amino acids. The record is from RefSeq and is a predicted model, not a curated record. Gene Ontology annotation, molecular function: kynurenine 3-monooxygenase activity; FAD binding. NCBI's taxonomy places the organism in Eukaryota, Fungi, Ascomycota, Pichiomycetes, Serinales, Debaryomycetaceae.
AUGGAUAAGAUUAAGGAAAAAGAAGGAACUAAAAUUGGGGUAGUCGGGGCGGGACUAGUGGGAUGCCUUGCUGCAUUGGCAUUUGUUUCUAAAGGUUACAAAGUAACUCUCUUUGAGUCGAGACCUGACCCGAAAUUAGCUGAUGCGAGCCAGAGAAAUCUCCGAUCGAUUAAUUUAGCUGUUAGCAAUAGAGGAAUUAGAGCAUUGCGGUAUGUUGAUGAUGAAUUGGCCGAGAAAGUCCUUUCCCGAGUCACUCCAAUGAAGGGAAGGAUGAUUCAUGAUAUCACUGGGCUCAAACAAGAGUCUCAGUUAUACGGGUUAAAUGGCGAGUGCAUAAACUCAAUAGACAGGGCAUUUCUCAAUAAUCUUCUUUUGGAUGAAUUGAGAAGCAAAAAUGUUGAGUUAUAUUUUGAACAUAAAUUGGUCAAGUUAUCCAACAUGGACCGGGGCGGGGACCGGGGCGGGGACCAGGACCAGGACCAGGACCAGGGCCAUGGACAACAAGAACAACGUCCAGUAAUCGAGGUUGUGGAUACCAAGGGAAAGUUGGAAAAGUAUGAAUUUGAUUAUAUUAUCGGCGCAGAUGGAGCACACUCUCAGUUCAGAUAUCAAAUGCAGAAACAUAUGAGAAUGGAUUUUUCCCAAAAAUACAUUGAUAUGCAAUAUAUCGAGUUGUACAUCCCUCCAGAUGGUGUCAACAAAUUUUCAAUCGACCCAAACCAUUUACAUAUUUGGCCAAGACACAAGUUUAUGUUGAUUGCAUUAGCAAAUGAGGAUGGGUCGUUUACAACCACAUUUUUCAGCCCAUGGUCUGUUAUUGAAUCCAUAAAAUCGAGCAAAGAGUUUGUUGAAUUUUUCAAGGAAAACUUUCCCGAUGCUGUCAAAUUGAUUGGAGAAGAAGCUCUUGCCGAGGCAUACGUUAAGAAUCCAAGAGGUUCUCUCAUGCAGGUAAGCGCAUUUCCUUACAACAGUCCUCAAGGAAAAGCUCUUAUUAUUGGUGACGCUGCACACUCAAUGGUGCCUUUCUAUGGACAGGGUAUGAACUGUGGAUUUGAAGAUGUGAGAAUCAUGAUGGAACUAAUUGAUAAACACAAGAGUAUUGAGCAAGCAUUUGUAGAGUAUUCGCCAUUGAGAAAGAAAGACUUGGACGCAAUCUGUACACUAGCUUUGGAAAAUUAUUACGAAAUGUCUUCAAAAGUGACAAAUGUUUGGUAUUUGGCAAAAAAGAAAAUCGACUACUCGUUGGGUAGAUGGUUGAAAAACAAAUGGUUACCGUUGUAUACGAUGAUUUCUUUUAGAGACGAUAUUCCAUACUCAAAAGCAGUGGAAAUAGAAAAGGCCCAAUCAAGAAUUAUUACAAAUUUGCAAAUCGGGAUAUUCAGCUCAGUCUUGGUUUACGGUAUCGUACAAGGCUUGAAUCUUUAUGAUAAGUUCAAUGUGAGAAAUAUGACUUCAUAA